UCCUAUUUAUGGCAUGCUAAUUAAUAAUAAUAAUACUAGCAAGAAAACAAAGCAAGAGCCAUGGCCGCAGUUCACAUAUUCAUUCUUCUCACCUUCAUCUCCCUUCUGUCACCAAGAGCCGCCAUAGCCGGGGAUCUUUGUAGUGACGAAAACGACGACGUUUCAAUCAUCCACAUCUAUGGCAAAUGCUCCCCUUUCAGGCUUCCCAAAUCCUCCCCUUCAUGGGACAACACAACAUUCAUCUCCUUCCUGGUCUCCAACGAUGCCGAAAGACUCUCGUACCUCUCCGAACGGAAGGUUUCCGGUGUUCAGCGCGCUCGGGCCACCACGGUUCCCGUGGCCUCGGGCCAGAACGUGCUGAACAUCGGGAACUACGUGGUCCGGGCCAAAAUCGGCACGCCGCCCCAGCUCAUGUUCAUGGUCCUGGACACGAGCCGGGACAGCGCGUGGGUCCCGUGCGGGUGUUGCUCGGGUCCCGCCGCCCCUUUUGCUUCGAACGCGUCGUCGAGUUACUCGUCGGUCGAUUGCGCCCAGCCCGAGUGCACUCGGGCUCGGGGACUCGCUUGCCCGCAGACCGGGUCGGGCGGCGGGGGUGAUUGCUCGUUCAACCAGUCCUACGGUGGGGACUCGUCAUUCUCAGCCACGCUGGCACGUGACACGCUCAGGCUCGGGAGUGAUGUCAUCCCGAGCUACGAGUUCGGGUGCGUUACUUCUAUCUCGGGAAACAACAUUGCUCCCCAAGGCCUUUUGGGUUUGGGUAGAGGGCCCACAUCAUUGCUUUCGCAAGCUGGGGCCCUCUACUCGGGCUUGUUCUCAUAUUGCCUUCCGAGUUUCAAGUCGUAUUAUUUCUCGGGCUCGCUCAAGCUCGGCCCACUGGGCCAGCCCAAGACCAAGCACACGACCCCGCUCCUCAAGAACCCGCACCGCCCGUCCCUAUACUACGUGAACCUCACGGGGGUGAGCGUGGGCAAGGUCACAAUCCACAUACCACAAGACCUCCUGAAGUUCGACCCGAACACCGGGUCGGGCACGGUCAUCGACUCGGGCACGGUCAUAACCCGGUUCGUGGGCCCGGCUUACGAAGCUGUUCGGGACGAGUUCAGGAGACAGGUGGCGGGACCGUUCAGCUCCCUGGGGGCAUUCGACACGUGCUUCGCUGUGAGGCAUGAGUCGGCGGCCCCCACGGUGACGUUCCACUUGGAAGGUAUGGAUUUGGUGUUGCCGGUGGAGAACACUUUGAUUCACAGCAGUUAUGGGAACUUAGCUUGUCUGGCAAUGGCGGCGGCGCCGGACGGCGUCAACUCUGUGUUGAAUGUGAUCGCCAGUUUGCAGCAACAGAACCUUAGGGUCGUGUUUGACACCGUUAAUUCACGCCUUGGAAUCACCCGUGAACUCUGCAACUGAGAACAAUUUUAAUUCCGAGCGUGUAAUGUCUUUAU
Cuscuta campestris is the source of this 1439-nucleotide messenger RNA. The record is from the annotation of a GenBank genome assembly. Lineage: Eukaryota; Viridiplantae; Streptophyta; Magnoliopsida; Solanales; Convolvulaceae.